Molecule: messenger RNA, 2871 nt
Organism: Anopheles marshallii
Lineage: Eukaryota; Metazoa; Arthropoda; Insecta; Diptera; Culicidae
Product: aminopeptidase N-like
Exons: 6
Coding region: 1-2871 (956 amino acids)
Biological process (GO): proteolysis; peptide catabolic process
Cellular component (GO): cytoplasm
Molecular function (GO): peptide binding; metalloaminopeptidase activity; zinc ion binding
Source: RefSeq, a predicted model, not a curated record
AUGUACCGUCCAACAUUGAUCGUAGCAGCCGUUUGGCUACCAUUAAUCCUCGCAUCAGCUCCAUUGGAAUUGGAAAAGUUUCCAACAACUCGUGAUUCCCAUGACGACAGUCGCUACCUGCUGCAAAAAGUCUCGGAACCUGUCUCAUAUGAGCUAUUCCUGGACAUUACCAAUUACUAUUUCUAUUCGUAUUCCGGAACCGUUGAAAUAGAGUUUCGCUACACAGGUGAUCAGAAUCAUUUUUAUCUGCACAGUGACGGAUUAGUGAUAGAUGAAAGCAGUAUUACGGUAACGCGGCCCGAUGGAACCAAUCUGCCAGUUGGAAACGUAAUCUAUAUGGAACAGUUUGAGCAAGUCUAUUUCGGAUUUGCGGAGCCCCUGCUAACAGGAGAACAUUAUAAGAUUCGAAUGAGCUUCCUCAACAAUAUUGGUACCGAGCUUAAAGGGCUGUACAGAAGCAGUUACGUCAUUCGCAAUACAACGAGGUAUCUGGCUACAACUCAUUUUGAAUCCACAUACGCCCGGAGUGUAUUUCCCUGCUAUGAUGAACCCGCGUACAAGGCUACAUUCAAUGUACGAAUACGCCACCGUCCAGAGUAUACUGCAUUAUCCAACAUGCCAGCCAUUAAGAGGUAUACCGUUGGCGAUUACACGGAAACAACAUUCGACACGACGCCUCUAAUGUCGACAUAUUUGUUAGCGUUUGUCAUAUCCGAUUUUAAAACUAUAUCGCAAGAAACGGAUCGCUUCAGGGUAUUUGCUGCGGAAGAUAAGUUCGCCCACACGGAGUACGCGUUGGAGUUUCUUGCCAAGUCUUUACGAACCUUGGAAACAUUUUUUGGACACCAAUAUCAGUUACCGAAAGUGGAUCUUAUAGCUAUACCAGAUUUCGCGAUGGGUGCAAUGGAGAAUUGGGGUCUGAUAACGUUCCGAGAGCAGUACUUAAUUUAUGAAGAAGGCGUAACAACGGCCAGGACGAAACAAAACAUUGCUGACCUGAUCACACAUGAGCUAACUCAUAUGUGGUUUGGCAACGAGGUUACUCCGGAUUGGUGGACCUACUUGUGGUUAAGUGAAGGCUUUGCUAGGUACUUCGAAUACUACAUUACAUCACAGCUUGAACCCAGCUGGAAGCUUUGGGAGCAGUUUAUCGUGAAUAAUGUACAUUCGGCCCUUUCUCAAGACUGCCACACACACAAUCGAAUGAUGAGCUACUACGCAACAGAUCCUGUUAUUCUAAAUGAUCUAUUUGACUACGUUGUGUAUGCAAAGAGUGCUUCGGUUAUACGGAUGAUGCAAAAUGUUAUUGGGCUUGAAACCUUCAAGCAGGCUAUCAACGACUAUUUACGAUCACGGAGUUAUCUCACGACCAAACCGGAGUAUCUUUAUGCAAGCAUCGAAAAGUUCCGCACAGUCGAUCUUCCGGCUAGUGUAGAAUCCAUCUUCGAGAGCUGGGCUAAUGCACCGGGCUAUCCUGUCGUAACGGUUACGGUCGACCGUACCCAGCGUACGUUAACGGCUUCCCAGAAGCGCUUUUGGAUGCCAAACGAAGUAGAUUCACCACCGGAAAAUAAGCUGUUCUAUAUUCCGCUGAAUUAUGCUUCAAAUGUACCGUCGUCAAACGAUUUCCAAGAUACAGCUCCUACAUUCUGGUUGACUCCGGAAGACCCUUCCACGACCAUUGCACUAGAUACGGGUGUCGAGUGGCUUGUAGUGAACAAGCAGCAGACAGGAUACUAUCGGGUGAACUACGAUGUCGAGAGCUGGCGCAAAUUGAUCGAGGUACUGAAUAGCGAUCGUUUUGAGGAACUUCUUCCCGUCAUAAAUCGAGCACAACUUGUAGACGAUGUAGCAAAUCUAGCCCGCGCGGGUCAAGUCGGGUACGAUGUGGCAUUGUCCCUGAUACAAUAUCUGGAGCGGGAAACGGAAUACAUACCCUGGAGUACAGCUUACAACGCCUUGUUGCACAUGGACAGAAUGUACUCUGCAGUCGGACAGUAUGGUAGGUUUGAAAACUAUUUGCGUUCUAUUACUGGAUGUAUGUAUGAAAACGUACUACUAACUGGACCAAUGGAUCAUGUUAGUAGACUUCAUCGUGGAAAUACAGUUUAUCUAGCGUGCUACUCUGGGGUGCAGAAAUGUGUGGAUGAUGCGAACACGCUAAUCACGAAAGCCAUCGACGAUACUGCGUUCAUUAUCCCCGAGGAAGUUCAAUCGGCAGUCUUUUGUGUAUUGCAUAAGUAUCCAGCUGCAACAUUCAACGCGCAGAGCGACUUAUUCGAAAAAUAUAUACAAACCGCCAAGAGUCCUCAGCAAUUAGAGAUGGUUAACCGGCUUCUGGCUAGCAUUGGGUGCGCACGAAAUGAAACCACGUUGGAAUACUAUCUAGCACUCACCACGUACAACUACCCAGGGCUUCCCGUAACUGCUGAGCAAAGGAAUCAAAUCUAUCUCGGGCUAAUCAACGGAAGUCCCUCAACGCGAUUGGCUGCUUUGCGCUAUAUGCACGAACAUUUUUCCACCGUCAGUUACUUACUGACCUCAGUAACCCCGAUCUUCACAGAAUUGGGUAAUCGCAUCAAUUCUCGAUCACAAUACGAACUGCUUCAAAACAUCGUGGACCAGUACGGCAACACUUUGUUGAGUACAGCAAAAGCAGCAGCAGAUGCUGCUCUAGUACAGGCGGACCAGAACAUUCAAUGGAUUGAAAAGCAUACAGAAGCCAUAUCUGCUUGGUUGAUUGAGAAUGCAUAUGAGGGAACUACCGUGAAACCACCCGGCGGUGGAGCCGGGGUGAUCCAUUCCGUCGGUAUGCUGACUGCUUUCGGAAGUGCCAUAAUUUUGUUGAUGUCAACAGCAUUGCUGCGUUAA